AUGGUGGACGGCGAGGAUCUCGACCACCGGCGGCGCGACGACGACGCCUCGAUCGAGGCGCAGCGCGAUGCCGAUCGAGCGCGCAUGCUGGAACUCUUGAAAACGUUUACACCGAGUCAGAUGGAGCGAUACGAGUGCUUUCGCAGGAGUAAUCUGAGUAAAACGAUGUUGCGAAGGUUGUUCAAAGCGGCGAGCGGGGUGACGCUCAACGCGAACGGAUUGAUCAUAUUAGCGGGGGUGUCGAAGAUGUUCGUCGGAGAAAUGGUGGAGACGGCGAGGGAGAUCAUGAAAUCGCGAGGGAUGAACGAGUACGAGGAGAUACGACCGGAACACUUGCGAGAGGCGGCGGCUGUGAUCGACGCGAAGGAUGGGCUGUUGCGACGCAAGCGACAAAAGUCGUUGUUCACGCGAGGUUACGCGUAG
Ostreococcus lucimarinus CCE9901 is the source of this 423-nucleotide messenger RNA. RefSeq lists its product with no specific name. Gene Ontology annotation, cellular component: nucleus; transcription factor TFIID complex. The transcript has a single exon. Gene Ontology annotation, biological process: transcription initiation at RNA polymerase II promoter; RNA polymerase II preinitiation complex assembly. The coding region runs from base 1 to 423 and encodes 140 amino acids. Gene Ontology annotation, molecular function: transcription coactivator activity; protein heterodimerization activity. NCBI's taxonomy places the organism in Eukaryota, Viridiplantae, Chlorophyta, Mamiellophyceae, Mamiellales, Bathycoccaceae. The record is from RefSeq and is a predicted model, not a curated record.